AUGCGCACAAUCCUCAGCCCUCGGCGCUUCGUUUUCCGCCUCACACCAAGCGUCCGCUACGCUUCCAACUUCCGUGCUUCGCCGUCGCCGCACCGCCUACCUGACGAGGAACAGAAGAUUUUCGAAGAGCUUCAACGCCGCUCGACAGGUGCCUUCAGCACUCCGCGAGAGCCUCCUGCCAUCAACCAAUCGCCACACACGGCUUCGCCGGCAACACCAACAUCACGUCCGCACAUCAACCAGUCGCCCGAUUCAGCCACCGAAGAGAAAGUGUACAAGGUCGCUGCAGAUGGUGAAGGCGAGGAGCUGCACCCGGAUAUUCGAAGAGGCGCUCGCCCCGAAUUCGACGGUGACACCAAUCCCAGGACCGGCGAGGUCGGUGGCCCCAAGAACGAGCCGCUUCGGUGGGGUGCAUCUGGCGACUGGAGCUUCAACGGGAGAGUGACGGAUUUCUAA
Molecule: messenger RNA, 456 nt
Organism: Diplodia corticola
Lineage: Eukaryota; Fungi; Ascomycota; Dothideomycetes; Botryosphaeriales; Botryosphaeriaceae
Exons: 1
Coding region: 1-456 (151 amino acids)
Biological process (GO): mitochondrial respiratory chain complex II assembly
Cellular component (GO): mitochondrion
Source: RefSeq, a predicted model, not a curated record